AUGUCUGCUCUGUUCUGUUUGCUGCUAUUUACUUUAACUCAACAGCUGUCGGCUGGCAAGGUUUGCGCUGAUGACGAAGUCUAUCACAUGGGCUACUGUUACUCGUUCAAUGCUAAGCCGAUGAAAUGGAAUGAUGCUGCUCGGUACUGUAACGAUCACGACAAAGCGUUAGCGUUGACUGAAUCCGACGAUGACCAGACCUUCUACGCCGGUUAUAUCCAGGGCGUUUUGUCUUCUGUUCAACCACAAAACCCACGAGUAACAGGUGUAUGGACAUCUGUACGAUCUGUGCUUAACGGCUCGGAGCCGGCAUGGGUCUCAUUCCCAGGUUCCUACGUCCUCAAUAAGCAGUACUGGCAGUAUGGCGAGCCGAAUAUCUAUCCAAACUACGAAAACGUUUGUGUGUCUCUUCAGCGAGAAUCGAUGUAUCGAAAUUGGAUGUCAGAAUCAUGUGAUGCCCUGAACUACGCUAUCUGUAAACAUAAAGCGGUUGAUAAAGCCUCUUCACAAUAUCGUUUGGCUCAAUGCCUUUGCCAACCCGAAUAUGGUGGAAUUCGCUGUGAAAAAUAUACUGGAAUCUCACCAUCCCAGAACGUCUCAUGCGCUUCCAAGCGAUUCGAAUUUGCUUGCAUGAAUGGAGGCUCCAUCCAAGUGGAGUAUGCUUCCUAUGGUGCAUUCGAGGGCUACAUUUGCUCUGAAGACAUGCCUCCAUUGACACAAACGUGCAAUAAUCCAAACUCUUUCAAAACCAUCAACAACAGAUGCUCAGGACUAUCCUAUUGCACCAUUCGGAAUUUGACGGAGUUGUUUCCAGAAACUCCAUGUCCAGUUUUGGACGAGUUGUUUCUACAGUAUCGUUUUUCAUGUUCUGAAGAUGUACAGACGAAGUGUGCAUCUGGUUUCUUCUAUAUCACCGGCCGAUGUCUUUCUUUAAACGACAAACAAAAGCUUCUAUCAUUCAAUGCUGCGAAGGAGGAUUGUCGUCGACAGGGUGGUUAUUUGGCGAGUGAUAUCGACGAACCGAUGGAUGCGGAACUUUCGCGACACGUGGUGAGGAAAAGUAAGGAUGAAGGCACCUACUGGAUAGAUUUGCAUGUCGAUACAAAUGGGCAGGCUACUUGGGCUGAUGGAAGCCCAGUAUCGUACAGUUUCCAUUUGUCUAUUCUAGCUAAAGCCUCCCAACUGACCGGCAUUCUACUUUCUCCUGAUAGUCGUAGUUCCAGCCUGAUCAAACCCAAUUGGGACUGA
Molecule: messenger RNA, 1248 nt
Organism: Haemonchus placei
Lineage: Eukaryota; Metazoa; Nematoda; Chromadorea; Rhabditida; Trichostrongylidae
Source: the annotation of a GenBank genome assembly